GCGGUUGGUGCAACCGGGAAAGGUGUCCGGGGCGGUCCGAUCUCGGGCAAAGGUCGAUGCUCGGUGACCGGGCUCUUUGGAAACAUGUCAGCGGAAAAGGAGAAGCCCGGCUCGCCGCAGCCGCAGCCAAUCAAUCCUAUCAAGAAUUUCUUCGCCGGAGGUUUUGGCGGGGUGUGCCUGGUGUUUGCUGGGCACCCGCUGGACACUAUCAAGGUUCGGUUACAGACACAACCAAAGCCUCUUCCUGGCCAAGCUCCCAUGUUCAAAGGAACCAUUGACUGCUUCUACAAAACACUAAUUGGAGAGGGUGUUCGAGGUUUAUAUAAAGGAAUGGCUGCCCCAAUUGUUGGUGUUGCACCUAUGUUUGCAGUGUGUUUCUUUGGUUUUGGCUUGGGUAAGAAACUACAGCAGAAGAAUCCUGAAGAUGUCCUCACGUAUCCGCAGUUGUUUGCUGCAGGGAUGCUGUCUGGGGUCUUCACCACUGCGAUCAUGGCACCAGGAGAAAGGAUCAAAUGUCUUUUACAGAUUCAGGCAACAACUGGUGAAAAGAAGUAUGCAGGCCCUUUGGAUUGUGUGAAACAGAUCUACAAAACAUCUGGCAUUCGGGGCGUCUACAAGGGAACUGUUCUCACCCUCAUCAGAGAUGUUCCUGCAAGUGGAAUGUACUUCAUGACCUAUGAAUGGCUGAAACAUACGCUUACUCCCGAGGGACAGAGUGUUGCUGAUCUGAGUGUACCCCGUGUCCUGCUUGCUGGUGGAAUGGCUGGAAUCUUCAACUGGGCAGUUGCAAUUCCUCCAGAUGUGCUGAAAUCCAGAUUCCAAACGGCUCCUGAAGGAAAGUAUCCUAACGGAUUUCGAGAUGUCCUUCGGGAACUGAUCAAGGAGGAAGGUAUUGGUUCACUCUAUAAAGGCUUCAAUGCUGUCAUGAUUCGAGCUUUCCCUGCCAAUGCGGCCUGUUUCCUUGGCUUUGAGGUUGCCAUGAAGUUUCUGGAUUGGCUCCUACCUGGUGUGUGAGAGAGGAUCAGAAGUGGAUCAGUGCUGGAAUUCUGAAAUAGCUUACCAGAUGGCCAUGACUGUUUUUCAAUGUGCUGAAUCAGGAAUGGGAUUUCAUUAUCUAAUAGAUGCUGCAUUGAAAAUUUAUCAUAGUCAUUUUAUGAAGAAUUAUAUUUACACUUGCCUUAACAAUGUUCACCUGAUGACUGUGGGUUCUAUGUAAAAUUCUGAAAUUCACUUUUGAGCCGUAAUUUAUAAGUAACACGAUAUGCACCGGGAGAAGGCAAUUAUGAAUCAACUGCGUCAAACUAGUGAUAACAUGGCUUUUCAUGAUUACGAUCUUGUUAGCUCAGAGCUGUCCUUGCACUGAUAUCAUUGUUAAAUCUUUCCUCCUGCAACACAACAGUGCAAUUAACUAGAAAAAAUGCUAACCGAGUGCAGCAACUGAGGGGGAAGAGAAUUUAAUAUCUUCGGUGUGAUCCUUCAACGGUUAAACCCUUAUCCUUGGUGCAACCUUUUAGGGAUGAAACAAAUUUAAUUUGGGUGGCUUUGACCUGGGUUUCUUUUGGCACAGCUAGCUUUUGUUUUUGAGAGAGUUAUAGAAUGCAGAUUUUGACAGCAAGGACAAGUUGAAGAUUUACACUGGAAGGAAUGCUAUGCAACACUGCAUGGACUGCAAUGGUUCAAGAAGGUUGCUCAUCACCAUUUUUCAAGGGCACUUGGGAAUUGGCAACAAAUGCUGACCUAGCCAGCAAUUCCUACAUCCUGUGAAAUAAUAAAAGGGAAGUUGCACUUUAGGGUUGAGAAAUGUGUUUCAUUCUUAGCAGAUUAGAAAAUGAGAGCAUUGCUGUUUCUACCACAAUUUAUAGGCUCCAGUUAUUUUUACCUUGUAUCCUUCGGUGCCUGUUCCAAACUGCCCUGUAAUCUUUCAAUAUCUGAUCAGACUUGACCUGACUUGGCCAUGGUCUGAAACUGCCAACCAAAUCUCAUUGGAACUUGCAUUUUUACAUUUCAAUUUCUGAAUCUACUACCUGGAAUGUCAGGAACAAUCUUGCUGUUUCACCAGUGGAUUCAGACUGACCACCUUACCAGAGUUCAAGGAACAUUACCAUUUUGAACAAUAGAAAUGCUUAUCAUUUCCUGUUGAUUUUGUCCACUUUGUUUAAUGUUUUGAAUACCAAUUGUCCUCAACAUUAAGGUAUUUGAAUUUUGAUUUAAUAUUUUGAGACUGGGUCCAUCUGACAUUGCAGAAAAUUAGAGCUUUGACUGUCAAGAGAAUUUCCUGAGAUUUACGUUUAGGUUAAGAACAGUUGGGAUAAACAGUGAGCUGUUAUUGCAGUUUCAGCUGUGCCAUUGGGCAGAAGAGAAUGGAAACUUUCUCUCAGGUAGAGGGAGAAAAACCAGCACUUGUCACCCAGUGUUGUUCAACUUGAACACCUGUGUCGAAUCACCUUAGUCCCCAUACGUGUCAUCUUUGAUCAAAGACUAUGUCAGGCACAGAACAAGGCUAAGAAUGGUGGUAAACUGGUAUGGAAAAUUCAGCAGGUGAUGGAAUUGAGGUGCUGCAAACAUUUGGAAUAUGGCUUCCAUUGACAGUGGUGAGUGUGAAGGUUUCACCAAACUUUGAUCCAAAAGGGCUGAUGCUGUACUUGUACCUCUUGACCUUCUGGAGACGAACAGGUAUCACGAUUUCAACAAAUGGGAGAUGGCAGUUUCCUAGUGGAAACUCUGAAGCAAUUAAACAUACUACGCCAUUUUAAUAAGGAGUGAAACCAAGCUGAAGUUGAACCUUUGCUCAUUCAAUGUCCAUUUGCAAACACACUUUUCAAUUGAGGUUACUGCAUACUGACAGAGAGCUGAAGCCUUGGCUUGUCAUCUCCUUCCACCGCUCUGAGGAGCAUUGAGAUAAUUUGUUCCUCUUCUGGAAGAUCAAAUGUGAAAGCUUCCUACUGUGCCAACUGUCCAUCAUCACCAACCAGGCUAUCUCAUGGUUAGCUAAUGCCUCUGUGUUUAAAUUCUCAUACCAAUUUAUCUGAAAUGGAGAGAUGGGGCUUAGAGGGGCUACAAGGAAGAAGAGAGAACUUGAUGUGAGAUUUGGGUUGACAGACUCUGUUCUGGCAUUAAUUCUGCAGCAUUUUGUCUUUCUGGUGAAGCUUGUCAUGUUUUACUGCAGUGUUGCUGGUACUUGGUGAUCUGCUGAAUCCUCCAUGUUUUACGUUUAAAAAUCCAAAGUGCUGCUAUCCUUUGAGAAUUACAGGCCCUGUAGCACUUUUGGCUCAAUGCUGUCUGCUCCAAGAUUUCAUUUGACUUUAUUCAAAUGAAUUAAUGAAACCAUUUGAAGCUGUGACUCUUGAAUGCAAUUUUUAUGAAAUGAUUGCAGUUAUUAAAUCUGUGCCUUCUGCCUUAAGUACUUUACAAUUAUCAAUGUCCUAUGCUUCGCUCAAAAUGAAAUAUUUCCGGUUUGGAUCUGACUUGAGUAUAUGUUCUCGUUGUUGAGAACAAAUCCUGAUAAUUAGCUUGAAGCGAUUAAUAUCAGAGGCUGACUAGAACGAUCGGAAGAAAUGAGCAAAGAAAAAAUGAAACAAUCAUUGGAUUUGCUGGACCACUGAAUAAAGAAACCCAACUUCAAUUACUGGGACCCCAAGGUCUUAGACUGAUGUUUGGAGGUCAGGUUCUCUGUUUUCAUCCUUUUGUUUUUGUGGAAACCAAACAUUAAAUUUGUUUCCAUGAAAUAACAAUGACCUUGGAAAGAACCGUUCCUGUAAAAACACAUGAAUGUUUGUGAUUUCCAUUUUAAAAGAAAAUAAAUGCACCAAUCAAUGCAAGCAACUCAGCAACAUUAGGGACCCUUUGUGCCUGUAAUCUUUGUGUAGAUGUUGUUUGAAGAGGCAGUGCGGUUUUGAUGCCGCCUGCUGGAUCUAGUUAACAAUACCUCAAAAUUGUGUCCAAACUCAUGCAGAUUCAUAACUGUUUACAGCCAUCUGAUGAAUAUGGCAAUGUUACUUACUACUUUCAAGAGGAGGGAGUUUCUGGCCAUCCUCUCAUUCCCCUUAUUCUGGAGUUUUGCACAUACACCCCAACAUAAUCUGUGACCAGUUGACUUCUAACCAGGGAUAAAUGGAUAAAGAGCUAGUUAUUGCUACAUGCCUGGAAGUGGUUUCCAGUUCAACUGGUGAAACUCAAAACUGUGUCCGUUCAUCGGGACGUAAAGUAAAUGUACACAUGAAAUCAUCCUGGUGUGAAAUGUAUGUAGCACUGUUUUGAAGUAGGAUAAACUCUGUCCUUUCAUCUCUGCUGUCCAGAUUAAACAUUAAUGGCUAUGUAUUUUUUCUAGCUGACUGCAACUUAGGUAAAAUGGGUUCACGUGGGUGUUUACAGAACAGCAUAAAAUAAUAACAUUGGAAAUACUAGAUUGUUUCUCCAGUGUGAGUUUCGGUGCUCUGGGGUAUUGUACACUUGAGGGGCCAUAAUUCAAACAUGGAAUAAACUGAAGCCCCAUCCGCAUUCUCAGGUGUACACAAAGAUUCCAAUGGCACUUUUUGAAGAAACUUUUGGGAGUUCUACCUGGUGUCUGACCCAUAUUUGUCCGAGAACAACCACCACUAAAAUGGAUCAUUUGAUCAUAUUAUCUCAUUGCCGUUUGGAGAGCUUGAUCUGCAUUUCAACACUACUCUUCAAAAGUACUUUGGGAUGUCUGUGGGUUGUGAAAGGUGAUAUGUAAAUGCAAUUUCUUUCUAACUGACCAGGUAUCUAUUAAUAGUUUUUUUUUGUUGGAGCUGGGGCUCAAGGUUUACCAUUUUUAAUGUUUUAUGAUUGAAGCAAUGUGACAAGUUACACAGUUAUUUGUACGAGUCUGUUGUAACAAAUCAUCAAUGUGAUCCAAAGGCCUCCCUAGAAUUCUGUUUUAAAAGCGCAGAUUAACUGGAUUACUUUGUUGAUAAAACCAAUGUUAUCAAUGAUGAAUGAAUAAAUCUUUAUCUGUUGAAUUUUCUUCAUACCCAAAUAAACUUGAUUUCAAAGCAUCUAAU
Rhincodon typus (whale shark) is the source of this 5021-nucleotide messenger RNA. RefSeq names its product solute carrier family 25 member 20 (gene slc25a20). The record is from RefSeq and is a predicted model, not a curated record. The transcript has 9 exons. Gene Ontology annotation, cellular component: mitochondrial envelope. Gene Ontology annotation, biological process: mitochondrial transport; carnitine transmembrane transport. The coding region runs from base 85 to 1014 and encodes 309 amino acids. Gene Ontology annotation, molecular function: O-acyl-L-carnitine transmembrane transporter activity. Lineage: Eukaryota; Metazoa; Chordata; Chondrichthyes; Orectolobiformes; Rhincodontidae.